This is a messenger RNA of Papilio polytes (common Mormon), 2886 nucleotides long. It is a transcript of the gene bib, whose product is annotated as probable aquaporin NIP4-2. Gene Ontology annotation, cellular component: plasma membrane. The transcript is spliced from 6 exons. The coding region runs from base 425 to 1858 and encodes 477 amino acids. The record is from RefSeq and is a predicted model, not a curated record. Gene Ontology annotation, biological process: transmembrane transport. Gene Ontology annotation, molecular function: water channel activity. Lineage: Eukaryota; Metazoa; Arthropoda; Insecta; Lepidoptera; Papilionidae.
UUGAAGAUCUGUGCUGAUUAUUUACAAUUUCACUUCAUUUUUUAGAAUCGUAAUUGUUAUUGGAAUUGCAAUUAAGUUUAUUGUGUUUUCAAUUGGCUAGCUCGUAUGAUUUGAUUUUGAUUCACCCUAGCUGAAAGUGCAGGUCCCGUGGGGCGGGGGCGGGGGCGUAACAAGUGUCGGGGGCACAUGUGCGGUGUGCCCAGUGCGCCCGACACCGGCUCCGCUUCUCCAUUCAUUCAGUAUUCCUUCAUUCAGCAUAAGCGUUGGUUCACUUCGGAACGGACCGCGCUACUGCGUAGGCGGGAAUACGUGACUGGAUCGUUUCGCGCGCAUUUUCAAAAGUUUUUUUUUUAAAGUGGCAAAGUCCGUGACAGUUUCGUGUGAAAAAUAUGUAUGACAUUUAGUUUUUUUUUUUACCUUUAAAAUGGGUGAACAAACUUUUAAUAUUACAGACGAUAAUAUCGAACAGCAUAUUAUUACGUUGUUUGAAAAAUUGGAGUGUAUGCGUAAAGAUGCGAAUUCGGAUGGGAUGUCGGGUAAGGUGCCGGCGCGGCUGGAAGUGAGGACUUUAUCAUUGUGGAAGGCAGUGUUGGCGGAGUGCGCGGCGUCCUUCCUCUACGUAUUCAUAGUGUGUGGGGCGGCGGGCGGCGCCGGCGUCGGCGCCUCCGCCUCAGCAGUGUUGCUCGCCACCGCGCUCGCUUCCGGCUGUGCCAUAGCCACCAUCACUUUAUGCUUUGCUCAUAUAUCUGGUGCCCACGUAAAUCCCGCAGUAUCUGCAGCGCUAUGCGUACGUCGGCGGGUAUCACCGCUGCGCGCAGCACUGUACGUGGCCGCGCAGUGCGGGGGCGCUAUCGCCGGGGCCGCUGCGAUUUAUGGUGUAAGUGUGCCGGGAUACGCAGGCAGCCUCGCAGCGUCUCUACCAGGCGGUGGAGCUGCGGCGUGGGAGCGGCUAGGUGCUGAACUGUUACUAUCAGGGCUGGUGGCCGCUGCGCACUUCGCUGGGAUGGAGCGUCGCUGGACCGGCGCUACGCCAGCACUCCUCGGAGCCGCAUACUGUGCUGCUAGCUUUGUAUCCAUGCCAUCAUUAAACCCGGCACGUUCGCUUGGCCCGUCCUUCGUCUUAUCUCGAUGGGAGAGCCACUGGGUAUGCUGGGUGGGCGGAUUAGGCGGCGGGGUAGCAUGUGCGUUACUUCACGAGUGGGGCACGCGACGGCCACGCGCCAACACCAACUCGCGGGCCUCCUCACCGAGGGACAUGGACGAGUUGGAUAAACCAGCAUUCCCGACGCACCACUACCGACACGCGCCCUCCUACUGCUCGGCGACAGCACCGCGACCAGAUAACACGGAGCCCCUGUACUCGGGCAGCAAGUCUCUGUACUGCCGCUCGCCGCCGCCCGCGCGCCACGCGCUGCACAGGUCAGCCGACGGAUCGACAUGUCUCACGUCGCAGUCGGUGUACAGCAAGGGCAGCAGCACAGCCGGAGCCGCUGCUGGAGCGCUGGGCGCGGCGCAGUCGCUGCUGCUGCGACCAGCCGCGCACGCCCUCGCGCUCAACCAGAACGCACACAAUGCACAACGAGAUCCCGCCUAUGGGACCGCACCUAAUGGUAUCCGCCCCGGACCAGCAGGUGCAUCAGGACAAGAACGUCGUGAAUCGGUGUACAGUUCGGGAGCUCGGCGCGGGCCUCUGUCGUCGGAGGACAGCGCGUACGGCAGCUACGCGGCGCACGGCACACUCACACACGGCACACACGCGCACGCCAACCACGCGAGCCACGCGGCGCACGCGCAUGCGCACGGACACGCGACUCAGGCGCGCCCGUUCCGCGGCCCGCAUCCACCUGAACAUUACUAGCGACGCGCCUCGCAGCACAAUAUUGCGCUGCUGUUUGACGUUUAAGCGAUUUCUGAAUCGCGUGUGUUUGUGAUGUGAUAAAUGUGAAUAUCUACUGAAAACACUACCAGUGAGUGAUAUUUUUAGUAGAAAAAUGACUACUAUCUCGAACAUCUUCGAAACGUAUGAACAUUGUUGUAACCGAAAUAUUACGUAAGAUGAUCUCCACUAGUUAAAAAUGACAUCAAUUUACUAAACUAUAUGUAUGCCAAAGUGCUAGAAUAAUGAAUAUCUGUAUUUAAACUGUAAAAUAAAUGUUAAUAGCCUUAAUUAAACAUUAAUAUCUCCCAAUUUCCUACGAAUGUAACGGAUCUUUUUGUACAUUGUGAUGUAUUAAUUAAAAAUACUUUGAAUAAAUUGUUGCUUCCUACAUAUACUGUAUUAUUAACAACUUAUUGAUAUUGUAAUAAUUAAAAUUUAUAAGGUAUAGAAUUGUUAAAAUAUCUUCCAGAAAACUAAACAAGUAUACUUAGGGCCGCCGUACACGGAUUGUUUCGAUCACUGCAGUAGGCGUCCAGCCGACUGAUUUUUUAACGACGAUCGUAAAUAGCGAUCUAUGUAUGAAAUUGUAACAGUGCGUGUAUGUUGGUCUUUAUAAGUUUUAUUAUAAUUCUUAUAAUGCUGUUUGAUUGUAAAUGGUAGAUUUUAUAAAUAGAAUUUCUAUAAAAUUUUAUAUAUUAUUGUAAAUAUUUUAAUGUUCGUAAUGAUGGCUUCAAUUUAUUUUAUGAUCAGUUUAUAUUAUUCCAGUCCAGUUCUGGAUUGUAAACACCAAAGGGGUUCCAAUAAUAUAAACUGGUCGUAAGGUAAACUUAAUUCACUUAAAAAAGAAUACCUAGUUAGUUUCCACUCCGAUAGACGUAUACGAAAAUAUGUAUACUAUUAGUGUCAGUGAAAACUAACUAUAUACACCUUGACUAACUUAUUGUGCCAUAUAUUUUAAAAUUUGUAAAAUACUAGGUUAUGAUUAAAAGACUAAAUUUGAUAUUUAA